UUUUAUUUGCGAAUCGAUUUUUUGUAUAGGGCCUUUUUUCGUUUUUGCCUUCGCGUCAUUUGUGAGGGCUUAUUUUAUUGGUUUUUCGAUUUUAUUAAUUUUUUUUUUCAUUUAAGUUUUACUCAGUAUUCUUUAAAAUUUAAAAAUGUACAUACAACAACGUUGGUUUGUCAACAGCUCGUGGUUCCGGUACAAAUGCUUAUGUUCAGUCAAAUGUUGCUAGUCUUAUAGUUAGCUUUUCACGGGAUAAAAUCGUUUACAAUGCUGAAGAGGAUAUUGCUCGUGCCGAAGCAGAAGUAAAUAAAACACCAAAUUUGGAGUUGUUGGAUCAUGAAUAUAAGCGGUUAAUUGAAAUUGUGUGGAAUUUGAAGACUUGGUGGAAGGAAAGGGAUUCAGUCAAGAAGAAAUUUGAAAGUGGCCGAUUUGCGUAAUUCACAUUCUCGUGCAAAAGUGGCAAAACAAGGACGAAGCAAUAUGCGGUGGGCAUUAGGUAUUGAUGCUUCUUUUGUUGGUGGAUCUUCAAUGGAGAAACUUAAAAAAGCAAGUACAAUAAUACACAAAGAAGCAAAGGAAAUGGAAAAAUCUAUGAUGGAAAAGCUUUUGGAAAAAAUCAAGGAAAAGCGUGAACAAAAGAAGGAAAUCAAAAAGAUGAAGCAUGUGAUGCGUUAAAAGAAAAAAGAUGAGAGCGACGAUUCUUCUUCAUCUGAUUCAGAUUCCUCAGACUCGUCUUCGACAGAUUCUUCAUCCUCGGAUGACUGGGACAAAACUUCAACAACAACUCUUCGACAUCUUCAACAUCAACUAAAGUCCCCCUGGGCAACUCAAGUCCCCCUGCCUUCGUGCAGGGGCAACUCAAGUCC
Molecule: messenger RNA, 860 nt
Organism: Meloidogyne enterolobii
Lineage: Eukaryota; Metazoa; Nematoda; Chromadorea; Rhabditida; Meloidogynidae
Source: the annotation of a GenBank genome assembly